UCGCCCGGUCCGUAAAGUGAGGUUAUAAAAUUAACUUGACAGUUAUCGUAUCCCUGAAAGUUUGAAAAGUUCUGAUGUAAAUAAUGCUAUAUUUUCAUACUCUGACCAUGCUCCAGACUUUUUCGACUUGUAGAUCUAUCGGGUAACAUUUAGAACAUAAUAUCAAAGUAUCACCCAGGUUCAUCACUUUCUCAUAAUGUGUAAGUAAGUGUGACAAAAUGAGAGAGUACUCAAAGUGAUUUGCUGCAGAAAAUGUUCCUGCUGACAAAACCAUUCAAGCUCACAAAUAGGACAGUAUUUUCCAACUUCAGUUAGCCGCACACAUCAAAAUGUUUGAAGUCACUGACGUACAAAAAAUAGGAGUGGGUCUCGCUGCAUUUGGCAUAGGGUUUUUAUUCUUUGGUGUUCUUCUAGUCUUCGACAAAGGACUCUUAGCCAUCGGAAAUAUACUAUUUAUAUCCGGUUUAGCAUGUGUUAUUGGGUUUGGCAGAACCUUUAGAUUCUUUUUUCAAAGGCACAAAGUGAAAGGUUCCGCUGCGUUUUUCGGUGGAAUUUUCGUAGUUCUUUUUGGCUGGCCUUUUGUCGGCAUGCUAAUAGAAAUGUAUGGUUUUGUACUUUUAUUUAGUGGAUUUUUUCCUGUGGCUGUCAAUUUUCUUCGGAGGAUACCAGUUCUUGGCAUGUUCCUCAAUUUCCCAGGAAUCAAAGGGAUGGUAGACAGGUUUGCUGGAGACUCAAGCCGAACAAUGGUGUAAUUAAGGUACCUAGAUAAAAUAAAAAUUAGAUUUAUCAUCUUGGAAUUAUUUUCAGUUUUUGCCAAGUAAUCCGCAGUUUCUUUCCAAUUUUACAUGUACAUUAUCUAUAAUUUUGUUAUAUUUAAUAAAUAAUGAUUGUGAAAACUC
Messenger RNA from Bemisia tabaci, 899 nucleotides. Its product is annotated as vesicle transport protein GOT1B. Lineage: Eukaryota; Metazoa; Arthropoda; Insecta; Hemiptera; Aleyrodidae. Gene Ontology annotation, cellular component: membrane; endoplasmic reticulum. The record is from RefSeq and is a predicted model, not a curated record. Gene Ontology annotation, biological process: endoplasmic reticulum to Golgi vesicle-mediated transport; retrograde transport, endosome to Golgi.